CAUCUCUGUCUGCCAUUGUUGAAUCUUAUCAUUAUUGGAUGCUGUAGAAGAAUUAGCAGAUAUGGCUUUCGGUCCUGUCCUGAGCUUAUCUCUGUGAGGGCAGGAUCUUAUUUCCUGUUAUGAGCAGUGCUGGGAGAGGCCGAGAUGAUGGCGGGUAAUGAACUUCAGUCAUUUGUCCACAGAGAUGAUCCAGAUGCUUGCAUCUGACUGCUAUUCUCCUUUAAACCAAUUAUAUCUGUUCCUGUGUUGGGUUUUCUCUUUCUUGACAAUCUUUAAAGUGAUGGCUGUGUCUUUUUCCAACAGUCUUCUAACUUUUUCUGCUCUGAUAUUGACAUUUUCCUCCUCCUGCUCUUAUAUUAUCUGCCCUUAGAUUCCUAGUUCUUACUGUCCUUAACAUCCAGAUUUGCAUUCAGUAAAAUUAUCCUUCAAAAUAUAGUAACAAGUCAAAUAAUGCUUUUUUUUGCUUUAUUUAUACUUUCCUCAUAUCGGUCACUAUUGCAGCCCAUAACUGCAUGUCAAGUCUUUUUUGAUUUGUGGAAACCUAACUAAGGGAACAGACUUACACAGGGGUGGCAGGAUACAUGAGUGUGUAUGUAAAUAUAAAUGAAUAUCAUUAAUUCAUCUCUUUUGACUUCACUUAUAUUGUUCAAUUUUAAAUUGAUUUCUUCCAACUCUGUGGAGAAUUGUUCACUUAAAAGUUCGGGCCCAGUCAUGUGUGGCACCAUUUAAGUCAUCCAUGCUUAAAUCUUUGAGGACUCAAAAAGGAGUCAUUAUAUCCAAUGACUUACUAUGAAAAGGAAAUUUACUACUUUGUGAAGUAAAGACAGCUUAUGUUUAUUGUGUCUUAAAAACAAUGACUCCCUCACAAUAAAACUUGAACUUUUAACUUAACAUCCAGAUUUGCAUUCAGUAAAAAUAUCCUUCAAAAUAUAGUAUUAAGUCAAAUAUGUAACACUGAGGAGUGGACUGAUAGAGAGUUUAAGAAGUGUCCACACCCUCUAGUUCAAAACCUGUGGAAAUCUUGUAACCAGAAACAUAAUAAAAACGUACAAGUAAGUUAGUAUGAGCAAAACACAGCAUCCAAAGCAAAACAAAUAUGCUGAGGAGAACAUACAGAAGUCAAAUGAACAAGAAUAAAGAACAUAUUCUCUGAUAGUGUAGUGGAGUGCACACAUACAGUAAAUCCAUAUGUAGCUCCAUGUUUUAUUGAUUCUCAUAUAGGAGCAAACGUAGACUGAUACCAUAAGACUGAGCUGUCAAGAAUCACUGCAGGUUUUCCUGUGUCAUUAUCAUAAAGCUAUGAUGAGGCAAAAAACUUUGAAACCAUUUAAUAUCGUAUGAAAUGCAGCCAAACUGUUUAUAUCAACUCAUGGUAACAUAUGUAUGACACAUUGAAAUACAUCCUUUGACUGUAGCUCGUUCACGCUGUUAAAACGUUUGCUCUUUCUCAAUGUUUAAAUAAAGUUUCGUCAUCAAUCUGUCCAUCACGCGCUCCCUCGUGUUAUUGGUGAGACAGGCUGACGCGCGGGCUGUACCUGUGAAGGAUGCGUGCGUCUUGCCGGCCGGGCACGCCGCCUCUGGGGACGUAUGAUGGGGAUGCGGAUGCCAUGGCAACAGGCCGAUUGGCUCCAGACCUUUGUAUGCACAUUUAUUUAUUUAAUAUUUUAUCUACAUGCGCUGCGCGCCUCUGUGGACGAACCGGCUCGACCUCUGCGUGUCGAGUCUGAGCGAGGAGUUCAACCUCAGUGUCUGAGCCGAGUGUGAAUGACAAACCACCUGAAACGCUCAACAAGUUGUUUUAUCCUCCGAGGAGACAAUUGGAUUCUGUGGAGCGCACGGUUUCACCUCGGAGCAGCUCGUUCAGAUGAAAAAUCGAGUCUCCGCUUCUGUCCUCGGCGGCACAAUGAGGAAAGGACACCGCUGUAUUCGGACCCAAUGUCAUUGAAAGUCGGCAGAAGUGAGAAUAAACGGCAGCUGCUGCAGAUGGUGUCAAUGUGCAGACUUUAAACAUCUGGACAAGUUCAUUCUUGCUUCGUUUUGACUGUGAAGCUCGUGCUGUAAAGCCGCUUUGCCUCUUCUCUGACUGUCUGAGCGCUUCAGUCACAGGCAGGCGCGCCUUCAAUCAUGAGGAAUGUUUUUCCACUCGGAGACUGAACAUGACAACAUAUCGUGGAUUCUGUGCAACCAUGGGGUAGAUUGUGCGUAUUUUCUCUUGUUUCCACCGCCUUGUGUGUCCCUGUCGCUCUACCUUUGUGUGUGCGUGGUUUUAGCGCGUGUCAGAAUGAAUCAGUGCGCCUCGGAGUGUGAGCGCCCGCGUGUGCCAUUAUGUGCGUCCCUUAUGUCCAUUAUGUCCAUUAACUACCCUUCCCUCCUUUCGAAGGAUCAAGUGUCCUUGUCAUUCACCCGAAGAUGAAUUCUCUCUGUCACCCAGCCGCUCAGAUCAUCUCUUGUAUAAUGAAAUGUGUAGAUAAUAUCAAAACUGGAGGAGCAGUCUGACCACAGGGGCGACACAGACAGGACACCGACGGCCAAUGAGCGGCGAGCCCCGUUAUCUACAAAAGACCGGGAACCUGGUGCCAGUAUGACCGGCGUCAGAGCGCCGAGGGCGGCUGUUGAGAGGAGAGGGAGGGCCUCGGGGUGCGAGAAACGUUUCAAGGACGAGGAAGGAGGAAUGGGAGAGAAACAUCUGUAAGGACAAAAGAGACUGCUCAGAAAAAAGGGAAAGAAAAUCUGCUGUCGUCACUCAGGCAGGGUGAAGGAUUUCAUGUCUGGAUGGAGCGUUUUCCAAGGGCACUGAGGUAAGCAUGGCCACAUUCAUGGAGAGAGGGCGGAGGUGGGAGUUGCCAGCUCCAUCAGAAUGACUUCAGACAGAGACCACUUUGCUGAAGCUCCUUCAGUUUCACAUUGAGAUUAACUCUGACUCACUCACUUAUGUAAAUAAACAGGUUUAGACCAUAAAGAGUAGUUUUCCUGAGAGGGGAGUUACAGGUUUUCUUCUCCCUCCCUCCCCUCCUUCUCCCUCACUCUGAGCUGGGAUGGAUGGAGUUGCUGGAGGUGUGGGUGCCCCAAGUAGUGCGGGGGGGUCUGGGGGUGACAGCCUACCCAGACGAGGGGACUCAAAGCGACGCAGUAAAGGCAGCCUCCCUUCUCCAGGUUACAGGCUGUCCCAGGCCUCUCUGGAAGGGGAGAGGGGCUCCUUUGGGGCAGACAGUGCCUCCUUGGGUGGGCGUGGACGUCGUCUCUCUAUCAUGAGCUCCUCCACCAGAGAUGGCCUACCUUUCCGCACAGCAGGCACCCCAACCACCCCGGGGCCCCUGCCACCUCCACCCGGCUCCGCCUCCUCUGCCCAUCCUACCCCUCCUCGCUCAGUGGGUUUUGCCACCUCCCGUGCUGCCCUUGCCUCCACCUCCUCCACCGGGACUGGUGUGAUGGUGGUGGCCACCGGCCCUGAGACUACCACCACUACGGCAUGUAACACCACAGCAGCAGGGACCCCAGAGUUGAUGGGUCAGUCUGCACUGGGUGGAUUUGGCAUGGGGUUGGACGGGGAGGACUACAGCGCUUCCAACCAAAGCACCUUCAUUCAGAGACAGUUUGGAGCCAUGCUGCAGCCGGGAGUCAACAAGUUCAGCCUGCGAAUGUUUGGCUCCCACAAAGCUGUGGCCUUAGAGCAGGAGAGAUUGAAAUCAGCCGGGGCGUGGAUCAUACACCCCUACAGUGACUUCAGGUACAAUGUCACACACACGCACACACACAACUUCCAUUGCAUUCAGCCCACCACACAGGCCACUUGUCGCGUAAAUAAGACACAUAAUGUUCUUUCAUUUAGAGUAGAGCUUAUAUAAGUGAGUGUACUUGAAGCAUGAUGAUAAACACUUAAGUUGAGAGUGGAAGAAGAUUAAAAAAGAAAGAGCCUGACUGGCAACAGGGUGAGACAUGCAGCAGGGAAAAUAUAUAUUGCUGGGGGACCUAACAGAGGUUUAGUGAUGUGAGAGGUAUCAGGACAUCGAAGAUCCGAUGGGAGACUGAGUCUCUGGAGGAAACAGAAGCAGAGGGUGUGUGACAGGCUAAAAGGCACAUUGAAAAAAAAAAGGGAGUGGAUGAGAAGUCCUCGGGGCACGAUCAAGGCUGAGGGAGCAGUCUGGGAGACAAUGCUUCAUAAAACAAGACUAACCAACAGUACCAGAUGUCCAUUUAUCAAAUACUGUAAGCAAGAGGAUUGAUAUCUCCUAAUUAUAGCCUUUUGUUUUGAGAGAAGAUAGUUGUACAGUCAGGGGUGAGGAUAUGCAAAUAGAGAGGACAGAUAUAGCUGCGAGGUGUUUGGCUAAUGAGGGAGCUGCAGGAUAUGCCAUCCAUGUCAAUUAGGGAAAAUGUUAAGUUUGCUUUCAUUCAAUCAAUCAGAUGAUGAGCCCACCACAGCCCCCUCUGCUGGUCACGCUACGACAACAUUUGUCCUCUAGAAUUAAUCCAAGAAAAAUUAAUGACGCCUGAGGGGAUAAAAAGAGUGAGAUGUUUUAUGUUAGAGAUCUUUUAUAAGUUAUAAUUAAGGAAAAACAACAAGACAGUCAUUUCUCUUAGCUCCAUUGGGUACCUUUCUUAAAUCAGUGGUGAUUACUGAAGGCCAACUUUAUUAAUAAUUCUUAAGUACCAAAGGGCAAUUUGCACACAUCUACAUGUACUUACAUGUAUCCUGGUCUUUACUGCCUGAAUUGUGAAGUGCAAAUGGGAACACUUGUAUUUAAAUGUAUUUAUUUGAUAAAAUGAAUAAACUCUGAGGUGGACAGCUGAGGGAGGGACAGAUCCAUAAUCUCCAGACAGACUGCAGCAACAAUAGAUGACUUGAUCCCCAAGGCUCCUGGCCCACUUAUAUCUCAUAAGAGACACGCGCACACACACACACACACACCGAGAGGACCGAGUUUUGUUUCGUCUGUCAAUUUGAUGAUCACUCACAAGUGCUGCUUAUGAGUCUGCUCACAGGAGGUGCACUGAAUGAGGUCAGUGAAGGAUGGAGGGGAGGUGGAUGAAGGAGUGCAUGGAUGGAUAGAAACCUUGAGGAAUCUCAGUCCGUCCACCACUUAUUGAUAUUCAAGACAGCUAAAGAUGUUAUUAGUCCUAAUUAUCCAGCCAGAGAAUCACAAUUGAAUUUUCAUUAAUAAUGUACAGCAUGCCUAAAUUAUGCAGGUUGAGUAUGCAUUAUGCAUAAUUCAGUCAUCUAACUUUUCAGUUAAGCACCUGUACUUUGGAGCAGUGACUGAUGAGGAGGAGGAACCUUGUGAGGCCAGGAGGAAGGAGGAGCUCCCUUCACGUGUUUUUAUACCAUUAUUAACUUUAAGCACAAGCAUGGCCAUUUUGUAUAUGUACAACAAACAAAACAACAGAAAAAUCAAAUUAUUUAGUUUGUUUGUCCUCAGAUGAGAAGGUGGGGCUGGAAAAGAGCAAGAGUUUAGCAAACCCUGACUUAUUUGCUACUCCUACGACUUGUCUGGAUCAUAAACUGCAUAUUUAAUUCAGUAACUAGAUAUGUAAUUUAAUCUUUAGUGUCUUAAAAGUGAACACCAAACACUGAAAAAGGCAUUGUGACAGCAGAAGAUCAUCAUAAAUAUAUGUCUAAAAGGAUGUUCUACCCAUCUCCAGUUUUUAUCUAAACUGGGCCAUAACAAAAUUAAACUAAUGCAGUAUGAAAAAACAUUCAAAAGUAGCUACUGACAGAAUAAACACAAGUAAAAUGUCCCCUGAACUGCAAGUCAAGUCAGAAUUGCAGCAUUGUUGUAACAAACCACUAUAUGAGAGGAUAUUUUUGGUCACCAUGGAGUUGCAGUCUGCUGUAUAAUAAAACUGACUUUAGCUUAGUCAUCUCACUUCACUUUCAGACCCUGAGGUCGUGUCCACAUCUUGUAGUCAUUCUCUGACCCAUCAUCCGUGGUCACAGUAACCUUAAACAGCCUCAAAUGUUGUGUUUUCUAUCCUAGUUAUUACUAGAAAUGCAGUUAUUCCCUUUGAAGGAACGUAGUAGAUCAGCAUUUUUUAACACACCAUUACCUACAACAUUACUCAACAACUAAUCCCCCCCCCCCACCCCCCAAGUGCCAGCCUCAUUGCCUUUUACUUUUAUUACCUCAAAUCAAAACGUACCAUUUAAAUCUGCAAUAAUAAGGAUGAGAAGAAUAGUAGUAACACAAUAUAAGUAGAAUGACUGUCAUGUAAAAUUGGGUUUCAAUGCUGCAACCUGAAAGACGUUGUUAUCUUAUCUUAUCAUCAGUGAUUUAAAUUGGUUUAAAUUAAUAUUCAGUGCAGACAGGCAGGUCAACCGUGAAAGUGACUCUUUAGUCCUGAACAUUUACAAGCAACUAAGAGACAUGUUUUCUUUACUUAAUUUGUGGGCUCUGAAAUAUGGCAGUUAUAUUUGGGCAUAUCAUACCUGUGUGUGUGUGUGUGUGUGUGUGUGUGUGUGUGUGUGUGUGUGUGUGUGUGUGUGUGUGUGUGUGUGUGUGUGUGUGUGUGUGUGUGUGUAUGUGCGUGCGUGUGUGUGCAGUAUUGAGUAUGCUUGUGUGGUCUGUGAUUAGGAAAUCUCCUGAUAAGCUCUUAAACCCUCCACUUCAUUAAGACGUGUUGCUGAUGCUGCUUUAGGAAUACAAAAGCAGGGGUUAUUAUAAAAAAAUCAUACGUUGAAGCAGUGAGAGGCAUGCAAAGUGGAGGGGAGGGGUAAAACUAGGCAGAAGAGCGCUCUGGCUGCAGAUGAGUCGUGCACUCACAGGGUUGAUGGCAUAACGCAUAUAGGAACAGAGGUUUAUUAUAUAAUAGCCAGUUGCUUCUAUGCUUGUUUGUCUGCAUGUUUGCCAGGAUGAUGGGAGGAGACUCGCUCAGAACUGACAUCUUGCCAACAGCGAGCAGGAAACCAAUCAGACGCUGGAGACACCCACCCUCAAUUAGGGCAGAAUUAGUGUUUGGUUUGACAACAGCUGAGCAGGUAGAUGCAGGUCAGUUCUCCCGCAGCACCUGUUUGUGUACGAAAUGGAAUACUGAUGAGGCUGUGGAGAACCACUCUGAUUGCAUUUGCAAUUCCUGUGUGUAAGGAGAGCCAAGUGUUGUAUCAGUCUUCAGUUAGGAGACUGAACAUCAGUAUUUGUCAGGUACUUAGCCCAACAUGAUGUAUCUGUGUGCACCUUUAUUAGUUUGGAUCUCACUUCUCUGCCUGCCUGUUUGGUGAUAAAUUGACCUUAAACUGGCUGUCAAAUCUCAGUAACUACAGACAAUUUUUCAUAGUGAAGUGACAAUUUUGCCACUAAAACAUGUACCAAUUUUACAAAGACGUGUUGUUAAUAUCAGCCUUAAAUAAAGUUCUUAUUAUUAUUUUUUUUAAUAAGGCUGGUUCAGGCCUGGUUUUGACUACCUUGGGUACUGGCACAUUGAGCACCUUUCCUUCCCUUCCCCAUCCUCUUUCUUCUGUGUCAUUAACUUUGAACCAGCAUGUCUGUGCUCCUUCAUACCAUAGGUUCAUCUAGAAUCACUGCUGCAGACGGUUUGCUGCUGUGAACCAGUCUGUGCAUUAAGUCCAUUCAUCUCACCUCUGCCCGUCUCUCUCUCUCUGCAUCUCCCUCUAUCCCCUCUCUAAACCCAAUGCAGAAGCGGCAGGCGACUUUCUUACAUGAGUCUGGUUCUGCUCAAGGUUUCUGCCUGAUGCAAAAUGUACAAGAUUGAAGAUGGGAUGGGAGUGGGUCUGAUCUUAUAAGAUGGGACUCAAUCUUUUCCCAGCUUUACACUGGGUCUCUGUAAGCAGAGUAUGGUCGAGACUAGCCUCUUUGUUAAGAGCCUUUGGAUAACACUUGAAUUGGUGCAAAACAAAUAAAGAUUGAUUGAUUGGUAGCAAAGUUUGAGAAGAUUGGACAGUCCUCUAGAAAGUUAAGGGGUGCAAUUUAUUUCAGAUAACUAAUUAAAUAAGUGGCUCUAAACUAUACUUAUACCAACAGUUCUGUUUAAUGUCCAGUUUAAGAGAAAUGUUUGUAUUUCUUUAGAAGAUAAUUUUAGGUGAUCAAAAGAGUAACAUACUGUAACUGCUUAAUCAAGAAAUAAAGUAUGUUAUCAUUUCAACUUUCGUACAAAAUACUAUAGCCAAUAUCAAAAUUAUUUACAAAUCUGAAAGAUAUUUUGCGGUUUAACGUGCUGUGUCUGGUCCUGCUAAAACAUCAAGUGUAAGAUAUUGUAUUUUAGAUAUUUUAUGUAAUUUACUGACAGAGAGUAAUACAAUUAAAUAAAAUAAAUUCAUGUAGGGUGAUGAAUUAUACAGAGUUGUUUCUCAUAGAGCAAGUCCACUAAGUAUGUCCUAAAGGUCAGCAGUAAAACAUGCCGCCUUAUUUCUACAUCUACAGAUCCUCGAAGUCCAUGCUGUUGCAUAUGAUACCUGUAUUUAUUACCAAUGAUUAUGAGGUGAUACAUUUUCCAGUACGGGUGACAGUCAGGCUAAAGUGUGUAUGUGUGUGUGUGUGUGUGUGUGUGUGUGUGUGUGUGUGUGUGUGUGUGUGUGUGUGUGUGUGUGUGUGUGUGUGUGUGUGUAGCAGUGAUGACUCAUACUUAAUCUUCAUCGGUCUAGCAGUAGCGUCACACCAUGAGGUUGUGCUACUAAAUUAGAGCUCAAUAGCGAUCGACCACAGAGCCAGAGUGUACUUUCACAGAGUGAGAGUGUGAGGAGAGAAAGAGAGAGGAUGCAGGAAGAGCAGAGUCAUCAAUACAGGGUUGAGGUGAUGGAUAAAGAUUAGGAGGAUUUCGAGGAAUGAGACAGAAAGAUGACAGGAGUCGUCUUGAGAUGAUUUGAUUGACUCUCCUGUCAAACAUGAAUCACACACAGCAUCCUAAUGACUGUGGCUACGUCAUCCAAUAAUACCUUCCAGCAUGAAACAUAUCCAAGGUUAUUCUUAUUCGCCUCCUUUUUGGUCUGUCUCCUCUCAAUUCAAUUUUGUUCAAGAGUGCUCUGCUUUUUUGGAAUAAAACGGAGCAUUGCCAGAGCAUUUGAAAAAGAUAAUAACGUCUGAAGGGCAGCAUUCAUAUAUACCAGUACUACACUCAGACAAGCUGCAGAGGAAAUUUUGCUCCUUGAAGAGCCCUGGAUGAUCCCCAAGUCAUUAAAUUCCAAGUCUGGCACAGGGGAAUGGAACAAAGAGGAGACUAUAUAUAGGAAAAAUUUAACAUUGUAUUUUUUUUUUCUCAGGAAAUGAGAUAUAAAAGGAUUAACUGAAAUAAAUGAGGGGGCUAUUUGCAAUAAUAAGUAUGACUUUCAGGUCUUAGAAGAGUUUAAACGUUUGAAUUUACCAUAAUGACCUUUUGAAGGGGCGCUCCAUUAACUUUAAAAAAAAAAAGGGUCUGUGUAAAGUAGAGGAAAGAUGUGUGGUCUCAGAUUUCCACACCACAUAAAACUUAUCAAUGCUCCAGAUAAAUUCAAAUGAUUAAAAAACAUUAAAAAAAUAAACAGUUACCUCUUCUCCGGGACGUGGGGGCGUGUCAAUUUAGUGCACAAAGCACCCACCUACUGCUCUCAAUUGUCAAUCAUCUCUACGGUCUGGUCUCAGAUGGACCAGUCAAUCUCAGUCCGAUUCCACAAAAUCCUGUCCAACAGAUUUACUCACGAAGCACGACAGUGGCUGAUCCUUUUUUUACCCGGAGUAGAAUUCAGAGUCCAUUUGUCUUAAACGUGACUGUGCUAAAGGGCAGCAGAGUGGAACAGCAUGUAGAACACAUGCUAUGAGGAUGAUUUCCAUACUAUAGCAGCGAUAAAAAAAGACCUGAACGUAUGAGAGUUGAAGGGCCAGUUGGCAGCGCAGCAGUUUGUUGUCACCCUGAAGGGCAUCUCAUCAUGUCAGCCACAUGCUGGACAAACAAGAGGUCUUUGGAGAGUGGCCAGACUGUGAAAUAUGAGUUUGUAGAGUGCUUGUUUUCCACUAUCCCAGAGACAUACAUUUGUUUUCACUUACCGAACUGCCCGGCCAAUAUUUGGCUAGUUCGGAAACAGCUUUACCUCCCUGUGCAGAUUACUGUGUGUUUUUGAAAUACUGAAUUCAGACUCAUUUUGCCCCAGAUCCCAGGAUAGGGGGUUGCAUUGAAGUGCUGUAUGUACAUUCAUGUCUGAGUGUGUGUCUGGAGCUCCCUCGGUGUGUUAUCAAGCCAUGCCUCUCAUGCUCCUGCAACAAUGUCAGGUGAUGUGCAGUGACUCUCUGGGACACCAAUAUUACACCUUUUCAGGGUGCAGUGUGUGAGUACAAAGGCGUAAUGAUGGCUCAACUCUCCUCCAGCGCUGUGGCAGAAUUACAGUAGGGGGCUACAAAUACGCUAUUGUUAGUGUUAGUCUUAAAAAACAAACAGGAUUAUGUUGUCAAGGUUGUCUCAGGUUGGACUAGAUAGGUACUUUGAAAGAGGAACAUCAUUUUCUGACCUUGUCUCACUCCAGAUGCCAUAAUUCAAACACCCUGGCCUCCGCUGCUCUAAUAUAGACCUUGGAUUUAUGUCUCACAACUUUACGGAGCAUGAUGAUAAUUCUUAGGAGACGAAAUCACCUUUAAAUUUCUUGGUUGUAAUAAAAAAAAGCACAGUCACCAUGAGUCCAGUUGUUUUUCUAAGCAAAAAUCAAAAUUUUGCUUGAUCCUCGACAGGUUUUGAAAAACACUCCUUGUUAAAGUAGGAAAGCCCACAAACAACGACCAUGCCUGUCUUUCUCUGUCUAGAUUCUACUGGGACCUGUUGAUGUUAAUGUUGAUGAUGGGGAACUUGAUCAUCCUUCCAGUGGGAAUCACUUUCUUUAGAGACGAGAACACGCCUUCAUGGAUCAUCUUCAAUGUGGUCUCUGACACGCUCUUCAUGGUAGACCUGGUUCUAAACUUCAGGACCGGCAUCAUAAAGGAGGACAGCACCGAGAUACUGCUGGACCCGAGGUGAGGCGAGAUGUCUCUGCGUGUUUCAGUCUAACAUGGCAUGGGUGGAACAUUGGUUAUAUGUCAGUAGUAUUUAUACUGUAGCUUUUGUUGACAUGAAUUUCAAGUUGCUCCUCUGGCCACCUGCUGGGUUUGUGUUCAGACAGAGAGGUGAUGUGCAGCCACUGGUGGAGCUUUGUCCAUGUCUCGGUUUUGUUCCUGUUGAAUAAUUAUGCAAAUUCUUCCAUGCCAGCCAAAUGUUGGAACAUUCCCACAAAGCUUGCUCUCCAAAUUACCAAUGUCACUGGACCCCCAUUCUUCCCUCACUCAGGGCAAUCCGCCAGAACUACCUGAAAAGCUGGUUCCUUGUUGACUUUGUGUCAUCCAUCCCAGUGGACUACAUCUUUCUCAUGGUGGACAGUCUUGAUUCUGAGGUCUACAGGACUGCCAGGGCACUGCGUAUCGUCCGCUUUACCAAAAUCUUGAGUCUUCUUCGACUACUCCGCCUGUCUAGACUCAUCAGAUAUAUCCACCAAUGGGAAGAGGUGAGAAAUCGACUAGAAAACAGAGACAUUGGAAAGAGAAAUUAAAGUUGACUUGAUAUUGAAGUUAUGACUGAACAGAGGAUUUUUUUUUUCUACAAAUAACGUUUCCUUCAUCAUUCCCCUUCUUAGAUCUUUCACAUGACCUAUGACCUCGCAAGUGCCAUGGUGAGGAUAGUUAACCUAAUUGGUAUGAUGCUGCUGCUGUGCCACUGGGAUGGCUGCCUCCAAUUCUUGGUGCCCAUGCUGCAAGACUUUCCACCUGACUGCUGGGUCUCCAAGAACCUCAUGGUGGUAAGUCUCAAACUAAUAAUGGGCAUUUUUGCAGAUACUGUUUUUACACUUUUACAGUUUUUUGUUCCUCCAUUUUUUCAUCUGUUGGUCCAAUUUAUUUCCAGUGAAUUCAAACAGACUCAGAUAUGAGGUUUUCUUGAUUGGUUGGUCCAAAGUCCAGAGUCAAGCUUAAAAGAUCGCUCGCUUUACUGUCCCCUUCUGCUUGAAUAAAUAUCUCUCAGAAAACUAGUCCAUCAAACAAUCACAUUCUCUGGUCCAAUCUUAUUCUGUUGGAAACUUGGGACUAGAUUUCCACUGUAAUCGCGGAGAACAAAAAGUACACAAUGUUCAGUUUUGGUUGAAUGAGAUGCACACAGCACAAUCUCAGUUGGUUUGAACGGGGUUCACAAUAUUUACUUCAGAGGAAUACAAAGCAGCGAUUCAGCUGGGCUUGGCAUUUGGUAAUCUGUGUGUGUUCAGACUGUUUAUCAGAUCCGACAUUGUUUGCUGCCUGUCGGUGUUAAUUGGCUCAUGCAGCAACAUGUCCAGUUGGAAUUAAACUCACUUAUCAUCAUCUUCAUCAUCAUCAUCAUCACAGAAACAUAAAAAGAUUUUCCAUUAAGACCUCAACAGAGAUCAGGUGGAGGUGUGAACGUACGCAAACAGAUGAAGGCCUGGGGACCUACUGGAGAUUUGUCACGUGUGUGCAGCCACAAAGACUUGGACACAGAUGAAUGCACACAGAUACACAGUUGUAUGAAUAGCUGAGUCAUGUCUCUCAGCAGUUGUCUGGGCGACUGUUGCUAAGCAGCCUGAUGCUGGGAUCUUCCCCAGAGAAAGUCCUCUCAUCUGUUGGACCAUUAACAUCUUAGUAUAAUUGCACUCACACGCAACGCAACCUAUAUCAGGAACACACACACACUCUUGUUCCUCUAUUUAUAGUCUUUUAUUUUAUUUUUUAAAUAAUGCAUAAUGACUACCCUUCACUUCCUGUGUGGUUUUUCACUCUCUGCUCUGACUUGCAGCAGGGGUUUGACAGUUAAAUUGCUCUAUUGCUACAUGUUAUGAUCUCAGCUGUAAUUUUUCUGAGGUGGUGUGGUGUAGCACCUCUGGAGGGAAACAGCUCCUUUUAACCCUAACUAAAAUAAGACCAGUUCAAUUUAACAGCACUUUUUAAUUAACACUUGAAACUUGUUUUACUUGUCGUGUCACCCUCUCUCUCUCUCUCUCUCUGCCUCCCACACACAGAAUGACACAUGGGGCGUGCAGUACUCCUAUGCUCUGUUCAAAGCCAUGAGCCACAUGUUGUGUAUCGGCUACGGGGCCCAGGCUCCAGAAGGGAUGACUGAUGUUUGGCUGACCAUGCUCAGUAUGAUCGUAGGUGCCACCUGCUACGCCAUGUUCAUUGGCCACGCCACUGCUCUCAUCCAGUCACUAGACUCCUCGCGAAGACAGUACCAGGAGAAGGUGAAACAUGAUGUUCCUCCACCUGAUCGAUCUCUCCUUCAGCUUCUUAAUCUUGGUGUUGCUGUUUUGUGUCAAGGGCUUUGACUAACGGUGACAUUUAUUCUGGAUACAGUGGGUAUUAACUUGAUUUUUCACUCUAUAAAAAGGUUCAGAUAAAACCACAAUCUCUCAAAACCCAGAAUCAAAAAGAUGUUCAAAACUUGAGCCAAUUUAAUUUUCCCCAAUCUCUCUUUUUCUUUUAAAAAUUAAACGAAUAAAAUCUUUGUAAACAAAUUGUAAAAAUACAGUAAUUGUUAAAAUAUAAAAUAUUGAAGACAAUCACUAAAUUCUGUCAAGAAAACAAUUCAAAAAUCUCUUCAAUAUUUAGUGCUAAUUAUACAACCAGUUUUAAAUAAGUUGCAAAUUUCAGAUACAGCUUGUCAAUUUUCACAAAAGAUCACAUGAAAAAGUACAGUACACUAAAAAGAUGGAGCCAGUUGACGUAUUUUGUCAAAAUUUUUCUUUAAAAGUUUGCAGAUGACUGACUAAUAUGUGUGUGUCUUUAUGUGUUAUUACAGUACAAGCAGGUGGAGCAGUAUAUGUCGUUCCAUAAACUUCCUGCAGAUGUUCGACAAAAGAUCCACGAGUACUACGAGCAUCGCUUCCAGGGUAAAAUGUUUGAUGAGGAGAACAUCCUGGGAGAGCUUAGUGAGCCACUGAAAGAGGUGAGACACUCACACAAAAUCAAUCUACACGAGUACAUGUACAAACAAUCAAUAUUCAGGGUAGCGAUGGGUUGGCACUGUCCAGUCUUUCUUAGACCCAUUUCCUCUGGAUGGCCUUCAAUUGAAGUUGAUCCAGUCUCUUAUCUUUUGUUCAUUUGAAAUUGUCUGGCAGGUUGUUUUUUUAAGUUUUGUUUUGUCUUAGAUCUCAAGUUUUCACAUGUUGGAGUUUUUUUCAUUUUUGAUGUCUCCUUGGUUGUAGAGCACCUUGAAUAAAAUCAGUUUUGUUUCAAAUGUGUUUUAUGAAUAUGACUUGACUCCACUCUUUCCAAAGCUUUUAUUUCCUCUUCAUAUGAUUUUCCUCUUUGUCUAGGAGAUUGUCAGCUUUAACUGCCGCAGCUUGGUGGCUAACAUGCCUCUGUUUGCCAACGCUGAUCCCAACUUCGUGACUGCUGUGCUGACCAAGCUGCGCUUUGAAGUGUUUCAACCUGCAGAUUUCAUUAUUCGCGAGGGCACUGUUGGAAGAAAGAUGUACUUCAUCCAACACGGACGAGUUAGUGUGCUGACCCGUGGCAACAAAGAAACCAAGCUGAGUGAUGGCUCGUACUUUGGAGGUGAACAUACUCAGAGACAUCAGAAUAGUUUAAGAUUUGAGGAAAGGUGUGCGGGAAGUUCAUAGGAUAGUUCGUGUUUGUGCCUGUGUCUACCUAAGAGUAAGUUAUUUCACAGCCUUUCUCACUUCUUGGUCUAUCCCUUUUUUCCACUUUUCUCCAACUUUCAGAGAUAUGUUUGCUGACUCGAGGACGGAGGACAGCUAGUGUCCGAGCAGAUACAUAUUGCCGCUUGUACUCCCUCAGCGUGGACAGCUUUAACGAGGUGCUGGAGGAACACCCCAUGAUGCGGCGCGCUUUUGAAACUGUUGCAGUUGAUCGUUUGGACCGUAUUGGUAGGAGCAGAUGUCAUCAUCUCUUUCAUGUCUCUUAACAUCUUGUUUGAUGUUGCUAUUUUAUUUUCAGUCUUUACUCUGCAAUGACACAGCCCAAAAUUUCCCAUGAUCCAUCUAUAGAUAUUUUUAGGCACAAGUUAAAGGUCAAACCAAAUCUUUGGCUGCCUGUUUACCAAGAGUAUCCAGCUCUUUUACUCACAGGCCCUUCUUUUCAAGGGACCAUAAGGCCCCUCCUGCCAUUUGUCAUCUGUGUUUCCAUCCAGUCCUUGGGUAAUUUUUUGUCAUCCUCUCUUUGCAUCAACAGGCAGGAAGAACUCUGUGCUUCUGCGGAAGUCCUCCCAGGCUGGCUCUCUGGGGGGCAGUAUGGGUCGUGGUGGAGGUAGGGGUGGAGGGGGUCCAGGAGCUGGAGGAGGCCUUGCAGCAGGCAGUCUUGGUUCAUGUGACAGCAUGCUGGUACAACAGAUUGUCAAACACGACAGCAUGCCCGCCAUGCAAGAUGCCAUCGCAGCUGCUGCUGCUGCUGGAAGAGGUGGAGUCAUUGGAGGAAGUGGCACUGUGUCUCCUAGGCCACGCCCUGUCAUCUGGGCACCGUUGGUUCAUGCCCCACUGCAGACAGCUGCCGCCACCAGUAAUGUAGCCAUUGCCCUUAUGCACCAGCAGCAGCAACAGCAGCAGCAGCUCCAGCAAUUGCAACAGCAGCAUGCACUUGGAGGUGCUUUCUUUCUCCCCUCCCCUCUUAUCUCUCCCUCUCCUUCCUCCUCUUUCCCCCUGUCUCCUCCUCGCGCUCCUGUGUUGCAGCCACUACGCCCCUCUGUGAGCUCUCUAAUCGGGAUGAUGGCAAUUGGAGGGAUGGGUGGGAUGGGUUGUUUGUCACCAAGAGGGUUUCCUGUCUCUCCCUCAGCCAUGGGGCCACCUGGUGUGGUCACAUCACCCCCUGUUGCUAAAACUCCUACCACACCAGCCUCCUCAGCUCCAACUACAGUCCAACAGGGAAGGACUCUCCAUUACAAUCUUCGCCUCCAGGCCGAUGGUUCUUCAGUGAUUGCUGGAUCACUUGGAACUCCAACAAGUGGAGGGCCACUAAAUCCGCCUAUCCACAAGGUACCAUCGACAAACCCUCCUGCUGCCCCUGGUGUCCCCUCAGAUGGUAACACCUCUGUGGCAAGUCAGCAGGGAGCAAAAGAAGCUUUGUUACGUCAUGGAGGAACCCCCUCUCAGGGUCUGCCAGCACUGGGUAGACUCACCCAGGAAGCCAGGCUGUUGUCGGCCUCACAGCCCACUCUGCCUCAUCGCUCCUGGGCUGGAGUACAGCCUCACCCACCCCUGCACCGCAAGGCCUCUGGUGGGAAUUUGCUGGCAGCUCCUUUUCUGGCGGGGCAGUUAGCUAGGGGGAGCAGUGCAGGGAUGCUGACAUCUAAUGUUCCACUUCAGCUAGUGACAAAUAUGCCAUUUAAUGCACAAACACCACCACAGGCUGCAGUGUCGGUCCCACCCACUAUAGCACAGGCUAUCUCUUCAAACACUGCCACAUUCACACAAUGUUCCCCUUAUACUGCCUCUGUGCCCAUACCUUCAGCUGCACACCUGCCCCCUGCUGUUUCUUUGCCAUCCUCCUCCCCUCCAAAGCAGACCUUAUUAUCCUCUGCCACCUCCUCCCCGGUGCCCACCCCCUCGUCUCUGACAUCUAUUCUCACCCAAACACCUCGCCCUAAACCAACCCCAAUGACCCCAUCAGGCUCCUCCUCUCCUCCUAUCUGCUCUGCACCGCUUUCAACAGGAACAAACACACUGCUGCUGUCAUCAACUCCACGUCCCAAACCUAUUCCCCCAUCUUCUUCUCGCUCAUCCUCUCCCUCUCCCUCCUCCACACCACCUCCAACCUCUGUUUCUAGCCCUGUUCCACUACCUCAGACUUUUGGGUCCAAGUCAUCUCUUGCCUCCUCUUCUCCACCGUCCUCCUUGACCACUUCUUCUCCACCACAUCCCCAGAGCCUCCGAGCCAAAGCAUCUAACACACCUCCUUCUGCUUCUCCAUUAUCUGGCUCCAGUCCUGCCCAGACCCCAAUACCUUCUCCUAUACCAACUCCAAAUCCCCGCAGCCGUACUUCUACCCCUGCCCAAACUCCUACCCAAACCCCCACACCUGUUACUCCCACAAAAACAAUCACCCCUACACCUGCCCCCUCUCCCAUUCCUGUUACACCUGUCCCUUCCAUGAGUAAAUCCCAGAGUCCAACUACUUGCCUCCAACCCUCUACUUCUGGAGGACAUACACUGAGCCAGAUCCCAAAACAGGCCUUGCCCCCUACCCCAGCCCAAAGUGCAUCUCCUACCCCAACACAAGCUAGCGCCAAAAUUACUUUCUCGGUUCAUCCUGUAAAACAAACUCUUGUUGUUGUUACUGCAAGCCCCUCUUCAGGAUCAUGCCAUUCCACCCAGCCUACCACAGCAAUAACCUCAACCACCCUAAGCCCAAACACAAGCUCAUCCUAUCCGUCAUCUAUUGGCUCUACCCCCUCCGCCGUCCCCACCUCUACGAGUAUCAAAUCUGCCUCUGCCAACCCCCCAAAACAAGUCCCAGCUACAACAGUUGCCCCUAUCAACUCAUCAAAACUCAAAUCGCCUUCUACAUCUGCCCAGAUCUCUCAGGCAUCCACCCCUACACCCACCCAGUCAGCACAUCCAGCCACCCCUUCUAGUAACACAUCCCCUAAAGGAGGGGAAAAGGACCCACAGCUGCCACUCACCAGAAAAGACUCAGAGGGACUAAGACACAAACUUCCUGCCAACAUGUAAAGUCUAUGAACAAACUUCAUAGAUUGUUGAUGAGCCAUGGAGAUACAAAGUUUCACCAGACUUGGCCCCAGACAUGAAAUAAUCUCAUUUGGACAGGUGCAUUUUUGUUGCAUUCACUCUAGGAUGUGAUAGUUGUAGAAAAUCAGGUGUUCAUGUGACUCUUGACGAAGCCAUCAAUAAGAAGAAAGGCUGUAGGAACUGGUGUAGAGUCUAGAAUGCAUCAAAAUGUAUACAUACACAUUUGUAUAAGUGAUUGUUGGAGCAAGUAGGGGAGCUGAAGUGGAAACAACAUGCAGAGAAAUGGAACAGAAGCAAUAGCUUUGGAGAGUCAGUAAAAUACAAACGGAAAGCCUCCAUUUUCUGGACAAAAAGCAAUACAUGCGAGACAAUUGAAACUCUCAUAAUGUGACAUAAAAUGACCCUUACAGGGAGGAUAAAUAUGGGACAAUAAUAAUCUUGCUGUUGGGAGGAAUCUAUUGUGAUAGUGGUUUGAAGCCUACACAACUGACCAUAUUCAAAUGGCAGCCAGUACAGUACAGCAAACGAUCCCUGGUUUCCAGCUCCAACUCCCUCUUGCCUCCUAUUCUGCACCAAAGUGUAAUAUUAACUCAUCAGAAUAAUGAUUAUAUAAGUAGUCUAAACAUCAUUGUAAAUUCAAUACUCAUAUGAAUUUGAAUAAUUAGGACCAGUCCACUGGUAGUUUUGUUGUCCCAGAUGUGUGGUGUUUAGUUUUUCAACAACAAAACUUUAAAAUUUAUGUGCUCACUCUGACGACUUCUGUAAAUUGUGUUUUUUGUGCAACACACACAUACUGCCCUGCUGUCCACUGUGGUUUACUUGAUUUUGUCCCUCUCAUCUCCCUGUACUGUAUUUAUGUGCCUCUUUGUAGGUUUGUUGUAUGCUUUUUCACCCUCAGCCUCUCUGUCUUUCAUCUCUUCUCUGUCUCACUGCCUUUCAUCUGAUUUCACAGCUCUGGUGGCUAACUGUUUCUUUGACGCUCACAGCCUCUCUCCCUUUCUCUCGGUUUUCCCGACACUUUGCUCUUUGCUGCUAUCAGCCUCAUGUUCAUUUUGCUCCUUCUUCUGUUGCUCUCCGAUACUGUUUCAGUGCCAUUUCCAGUGAUGUUAGAUGUUUUGUGUGGGUAGCAACAAGGCAUUUUUGUCUUAACCCCUAAUACCAUGUUGCCUAGAUGAUAUAUAUUAAAGGACCAAAUGUUUUAUUUUUUAUUUAUCACAGCUAUAGCUUUUGAACCGGGAAAAAAAAAAGCUAACAAUGCUGAAAGUCUCACCAGACACAGCGAUGAUGUUGAGUUUGAUGUUCAGUGACCAUGACUAUGAUGGUGAUGACCAUGCCUAUGAUGGUGGCCAUGGCGGUGUUGAUACGAUGAUGAUGAUGAUGGUGGUGGUGGUGGUGUUUGUGGAUGUAAAAAUAAAGCAGGAUUAGAUUUCAUCUUGUGGAGUAUAUUUAAGCGUGAGCUCAUUACAUACAAUACAUACUGUAUACUUAAAAUGCAUCAACAUUUUAUACAAGUAGGAUGUUAAGGAGAACAGUUACUAAGUAAAAAAACGUGAUAUUUUUAUUCAGCUAAAAUGUAAGUUUGCGUUGAUGACUUGGACAUUUUUUUAUUUGCAGAGCAGAUUUAUUUUAGAUGUGGAGGCUUUUGGAGUAGAGCACAAACAGUUGCAAAGAGACCAUUCAACCACUUAACGGUCGAUUAAAACACUUUGUUUGUCUGAUUUUUUUGUAGUCACAGGUGGGCUACAAAAGAGCUACAAGGGCUACAAGGAGAAAAUGUAUGAAAGAAAAAUGCAGGGCAAAAAAAGGUGGUCAAUUAUACAGAAAAAAUAAAAAGGGCAACUUUUUAAAAAUGAUUAAACCUAUGUAAAUUAUACUAUUUUUAUUCACUUUCAUUUUUUUUCCUUUUCUUCUUUACAAUUAUUUUUUUGCAACUGUUUGCAGGUGAGGAAGUUGACAAACUUCUCUUAUCUGACACAAUUUUUUCACACACAUAUUUUUUAACUUACUUAUGUACUAAUGCUUUGCACAUUAUACAGUAGAACAUAAACUCACUGACAAACUCUCUGUUAAUAGGACCGAAACUUCUGUUCACUGAGCUGAUUGCAUCCUUACUAACUUGCAUCAUCCCCUAAAAGCCAAGCUUA
This is a messenger RNA of Xyrichtys novacula (pearly razorfish), 19785 nucleotides long. Lineage: Eukaryota; Metazoa; Chordata; Actinopteri; Labriformes; Labridae. The record is from the annotation of a GenBank genome assembly.